ACGUAGAAAAAAAAUAAAAGUAGUUACGAAGCAGCUUAGCCAACAUAAAAAAAGUAAAAAACGAAAACAGCUGCAACCGGAGGUUUAAAUCCGCUUUUCUGCUCGAGGUUUAUUUAAUUUUUUUUUAACAAUGUCUUGCAAAUUUGUUUGUACGCGUUCAGCCCGGGGCGUCUGAAGUGCCGAAGUUUGCUCAGGACGAGUUUUAAGGAGUGCGGAGGAAUUUUUUUGUUCGGGCCUCGCUCAAAGGCUCCCUUUGUCAGGAGGAAGGACUCGGAGGCAGCAUGGCCGACGCUCAAGAGCAGUCCAGUGUUCCGAACGGUGGCGCUGAUGAUCCAGAACCGGAAAAAGGAAGAGGCAGCAAAAGCUCCUCGACUUUACCUACAGAGGAUCUGAUACGACCUGAUUCAGAAUUGAGCCCACAGCAGCCGCAGCCAGCUGCAUUAGAGGAAGAGGAGGAGGAGGAAGGGGACACAGACAGCAUGGAUGGCAGCCUUAUGUACUCUUUUGUGGAAGAGGGAAAGGAGCAAGACAGUGAGGGCAGCGGGCGAAGAGAGCGAGCGAAGAAAGACGAGAGCAGGAGAGCAGGCCGGAAGCGGAACCGACCCACGUCACGCCACUCCUCCAGCUCUGACGAUGAUGAUGACGACGACGAUGAUGAAGAAGAAGAUGAUGAUGAUGAUGAUGAUGAUGCAGAAGAUGAAGAGGAGAAUGAAAAGGAAGAGGAGGAAGACAUGGAGGCAUGGUUUGGGGCAGAGGUAAAGGAAAUGGGCGGGCCUAAGUGGCGCGCAGUGCCGUCUCUGCGGGCUCGGGAGAUUGGGAAGAACUCUGCACAGUUUGCGCGGAGUGUGUGCGGCUCUCGAGGCCUGGUCCAGCGCCUGGAGCUGCAGGCUCGGCUGGAGCGGCACAGUGGGUGCGUCAACACGCUCCACUUUAACCCCUCCGGGACACGCCUCGCUUCGGGCAGUGAUGACCUGCGUGUGGUCAUCUGGGAUUGGGCGAGACGCCGUGCCGAGCUCGAGUUCGACAGUGGACACAAGAGCAACGUCUUUCAGGCGAAGUUUCUCCCUCAUAGCGGAGACUCCACGCUGGCCAUGUGUGCUCGGGAUGGGCAGGUCAGAAUAGCCGAGCUGUCUGCCACGCAGCGCUGCAAAAACACAAAACGAGUGGCUCAGCACAAAGGCGCCGCACACAAGCUGGCCCUGGAGCCGGAUUCGCCCUGCUGUUUCCUCUCCACAGGAGAAGAUGCCGUUGUGUAUGGCAUUGACCUGCGAAUCGAUCGACCUGCCAACAAACUGGUGGUAGUGAAGGAAAGCGACAAGAAGGUGGGUUUGUACACCAUCUACGUGAACCCGGCCAACACGCAUCACUUUGCCGUUGGAGGAAGAGAUCAGUACCUAAGGAUCUACGAUCAGAGGAAAAUCAACGAAAAUGACAACAACGGUGUUCUGAAGAAGUUCUGUCCAUCUCACCUGGUGUCCAGUGAAUCCAAAACAAACAUCACCUGCUUAGUGUACAGCCAUGACGGCUCAGAGCUGCUUGCGAGUUAUAAUGACGAGGACAUUUAUCUGUUUGACUCGAGCCAUAGCGAUGGUGCCGAUUAUCGCCGGAGAUACAAAGGACACCGCAACAAUGCUACAGUGAAGGGCGUGAACUUCUACGGGCCUUGCAGCGAGUUUGUAGUGAGUGGAAGCGACUGUGGACACAUUUACCUGUGGGACAAACACUCGGCCCGUGUGGUGCAGUUCAUGGAGGGUGACCGAGGCGGAGUGGUGAAUUGUUUAGAGCCUCACCCUCACCUGCCUGGUCUAGCCACCAGCGGCUUGGAUCACGACGUUAAACUCUGGGCUCCGACUGCAGAGAACCCCACCAGCCUGAAAGGCCUCAAAGAGGUGAUGAAGAAGAAUAAGCGCGAGCGUGAUGAGGACAGCGUUCGGCACGGCGAACAGUACGACACGCAGCUCCUCUGGUUCCUGAUGAGACACAUGAGGAACCGCAGACCUUUUCGAUCUCAGAGCCGACACGGAGAAGGCGGAGAUGGAGACACAGACACGGAGUCCUGGAGCUCUCCAGAAUCUUCCGAUGAUGAGGACGGAGGCCCUGACCACGUCCAGUGCAUGUCCUCCUGAGCCCCACACACACACCGCCCAUGACCAUGUAUUUAAACACACACACGCACACACACACACGCGCACACACACACACACACGCACAUAAACAGUAGUUAUGCACUGAUGUACACACUGCGAGUACAACGGCAGCAAAACACACACACACUGCUUUAUACAUAGAGUGAAGGUGAGAUGAAUGGAAUGUAGACAGACACACACACACUCACAUGCACGCAGAGUAACUACAGGCAAGAAUGUGAUGAAAGAAUUGAUAUUUUUUAUGUUUCUGAUCAACACACAGAUUUCAGCCCAUCUACACUCUCUCUCUCUCUCUCUCUCUCUCUCUCUCUCUCUCUCUCUCUCUCUCUCUCUCUCUCUCUCUCUCUCUCUCACACACACUCACACACACACACACAGAGUGUUCCCACAGUAGCAGCUUCACUUUACACACUGGAGGAGUCGAGGACGAGUUUACGGCUUCUUGCUCUCCUGUUCCUCUUUUCUGGACAUCACGGACCCUACAGAGGACGAUUCGGUGGUGGUGAUGUUCGAGCGUGUGCUUCUUUAGGCCCUUCUUUUUUCCGAAGAGCCACCAUCACCACGUAGCAUCUCGAACGCGGACCUCGAGCGUCUCUAAGGAACGGAGGAAAGGAACAACAGCCGUGUCGGCGUCCUGACUUUUCCUUGAGUGUUUUUUUUUUUUUUUUUUUUUUUUUUUUUUUUUUUUUUUUUUUUUUUUUUUGCUUUGCUUUGUUUUGUUUCGAGGACAGUCAGGGCUGUCCAGUGUUUUCAGGGCUGUCUGCCCUGCAGAUUCCUUGGGCUCGAUCCAAAAUGGCUUGCGGUUGGACACUUGAUGGAGCGUAGAAGCCAUUUUUUAUACCCUAAGUAGUGCACUUACUGAAUCCCACAUGAGUAACUAUUGGACACGUGAUAUCUAUAAUAUCUCAAAUUGAUAAUGUAAGUACUACGUUUCACACCCUUUGUAGUGCACUUACUUGUAUCUGUACAUAGAGAGAACUGAAUCCCAACCGGAUAACCAGUGAACAGAUGAUGGUGGAUGACAUAGUGUACCCUAGGUAGUGCACUACGUAGGCUCUUUAUGUAGCUAGUAUGUAUAGGGUGUAAACACCUUGUACAUAUUUCCAUACCCUAUAUAGUGCACUUACACAACUAGUAGGGGUUGUUUGACUUAUAGGGGAUGACAUCUACCCUAUAUAGUGCACUGUGUAGGGCAUUUCUGCAGCUAGUAUGGAUUUAAAUCUCAAAUGGUUAACGUAGUGCACUUGAUAGGGUGGAGAAGCCAUUGUUUUUUCAUGCCAUUUGAGACCUACAGGACGACACCUACCCUACGUAGUGCACUAAUAAGAUGACGGAACGGUUUCUACAUUUUAUGUAGGUCCCUUACGUAGCUUGUGCACUACAAAGAGUUUAGAAGCCCUUAGUUCAUGCCCUAUGUAGUGAGCUUGUCUUUAUCAUGGCUUUGAGUCCUAACAGCUGGACAUAGGGCAUUACUUAUGGUAACUACGUAGUGUUAUUUUAUACCUUCUUUGGAUGUAGGAUCCUUAUAGCCAUGGGGCGCUGAAAGACACAUCGAUGUCUAUUGGACACUGAGUGCACUACGUAGGGUUGAGAAGCCAUUGUUUUGUGUAUGAAGUAGAGCUUCAUUUGGAAUUGAACCCGCUUCUCAGAUCUGUACUCUAGCAGGAAAAAAGCGGGCCAGCCUGGUCCCAAUCCUAUGUCUUGUUCCUCUCUGCCGUGCUUCCUGAGUGCACUUUAAUCAGGGAUCUGUUCAUUUUUUGAGUCUCUAAAGACGAGCGUGCACUUAGAGGGCUUGCAAUACGUAACAUAUUUAACUUUUUUUUUCUUUUUUUUUUUUCUUCUAAAUGUUUGAAAAUUUGGUACUAGAUAUAUUUGCACUUGAACGGAAAAUUUGGAUGUGAGCUCCUCUUAAAAGUGGUGUCCUUCCUUUAGAAAAAAAAAAAAGAAAAGGGAAAAGGAAAAAAAAAGCUCUAUUAAAUCCCCCCUCCUCUUUGAAGUGUGCAUGCAAGUAAAGAUUGUAGCACAGCAAACAUUCUAUUUGGGACGGAACCUGUUGCUUCGAGUUGUGGUUCGCUUUUGUUUUUUCAUAAGUACAGGCGAAACGAUUAUUGUUGUUAUUUUUCAAAUCAUGAUCAUUUCAUCACAGUCUAUGAUAUUACGACUUGUAUACUUGGACGUAGCACGUUAUAUAUGUCAGCAGUCACGUGUGGUGACGCUAACUAGAUUAACGUAACCGUGGAAACAACUGAGGAGGUUGGGACAUUCGCGGCGAUACAGUGUUUUGAAUUGUUUUGUGACGUCGUGUAGUGGAUAUACUGAAAGAGUGAGGACAAUGUGAUAUUUUUGCGUCAUUUACAACUUUAACCAGCGCUACUUUCGAGAAGGUCGACGAUGCUUUCUGUUCAAACUGGCUUUUUUUCCUUCUUUUUUUUUUUUUUUUUUUUUUUUUUUUUUUUUUUUUUUUUAAGAGGAAAACCGUGAUUUGCAUGCACUCGUCUCAUCGUACUGGGCUGCGUACUAAAUAGCAGACUAUUUUGGUGUACUAUUUUGUCGUGAUUAUUUAGUAACGUGCUAUUUCGGACGCAGCCGUCGGCCCGCUUUAGGAGGGGGGCUGUCCUUAACUUAAUUUUCUUCUUUUCACCAGGGGAAAGAAAAGUUUUUGCUUUUUUUUUUGUAAGGGGCGGGAUAAGUUAAAUGACUUUGUAUGUACAUAUGAAUAUAUAAUUAUAUAUAAAUAUAUAAAUACAUAUAUUAAAAAAAAAAAAAAAAAAACCUGUAAAGAACUCCACUUCUGCCGCCAUCCUCCGAAUUUGAUUCAGAGAUUUAUAUUGUAUACGGAAAUGGAUUUAAAAAGGAGAGGGGGAAAAUAUAUAUAUUUUUUCCCCUUCUCUGAAUGAUCUCAAAGUCAUGAGCAUCACCUACCAAUCUUGAGUUGUGUUCUCUUUUCCUUUGUUCUUCUCUGAAAGACCCUACAUCAUCUACAAAUCGAAGUUACUCUUGUUCCCCCCCCCCUUUUUUUGUAUAUGGCCACACCCUUCAGCUUCGCACAAAAAAAGGCUUUUAAAAAUUUCAUUUCCUUUUUGUUUUGCUUCUUUUUGAUUGUUGAGUUAUCGCACCGCUGCCUAAUAACUGUUAUUGGUUCAGUUGAGAAAACAUGUACAACUUGUGCAGUUAAAAAAAAUAGAAAAGGCUGUUUAUGA
This is a messenger RNA of Ictalurus punctatus (channel catfish), 5347 nucleotides long. It is a transcript of the gene dcaf8, whose product is annotated as DDB1 and CUL4 associated factor 8. The transcript has 13 exons. Gene Ontology annotation, molecular function: protein binding. Bases 282 to 2126 code for a protein of 614 amino acids. Gene Ontology annotation, cellular component: cytoplasm; Cul4-RING E3 ubiquitin ligase complex. Lineage: Eukaryota; Metazoa; Chordata; Actinopteri; Siluriformes; Ictaluridae. The record is from RefSeq and is a predicted model, not a curated record.